AUGCAGGCUCCAGGGCCGUCCAUGCGUUCGAUGCAGCGACGCUCGCCCGGUGCCGACCCCGGCCCGCCGCCCACCAUCCCCGCGCGCUCCGUGUCGCCAGCCAUCGGCAUGGCCGGCCCCGUCCAGCCUCGCAACUCGACAGCGUCCAACCGGUCGACGGGCAGCAGCGGAGGCGGAGAAAGAGCCGUCGGCUCGGCGCCCCCUACAUCGUCAGGAAGCGUCAGUGGUGGCGCCAGGCGGACAAACUCAUCUGGCGGCUCCGCAAUGCCUCUGUCACAAAUAGAAAAGAGCGUCACGCACCUUCUCGUGGCCACCAAGUCCCUGCUAGAGACAUUGACGCAAUGGUCCCGCGGCCAGGCGACCGAUACGCAGGUGUCGGACGUCUACGUGCGCCUAGGCUACGAGUUCAACAUGGCCUGCCGCGCCUUCACUGCUAUUAACGUUGACACUAGCGACCUCGGCAACGUUCCCGAGAAGCUGCGUAGCAUCCUUGAGGCGACGCUGAGCCAGGAGGCCAGCGUCGAGAGCCUCGAGAACUAUUUGCCCAAGAUUCGCGACAUCAUAAUCAACCUCCUACACGGUCUCAAGCGGAAGCAGCAGAAACUACGCCAGCGUCAGCCGCGCGACAGGGAAAACGGCCAGCCGGGACAAGCAGAGGGAGCCGGCGUGAGCCGUGUUACCAGCACGAGCACAACGGGGAGCAACGGGACGGGCUUGAGCAGCAUGUUAUCCGAAGGCAUUGAGAAUGGAUAUCGACCCGAGCAGCACCCACCGUCGCAGUCCGCUCCCUCGCCAUCCAAAUCGACAUCCUCGCCGAGCCGUCGCCCCCCAAGCCAGCGUGACCCGUCCCAGUCCCGCAGCUCUGGCACUUCUGAUCAGUCGUCGCUGUCGAGCAACACGAUGCAAAGCAUCCCCAUCCUCCCUCCAUAUCCUGGGGACGAGACCAUACCUGUGCCGCCGCCAAUCCCGGACGAGACCGAGGCCAAUAAUUUCCCUCCGCCGCCUCCGCCGCCCAAGCAGCAGAGCGCACUUGCAGCACUACAGAGGGGUGGGGACCUAGAACGCAGGGCUUCGCGGAGAUACUCUGCCUACCAGAUAUCCAAGCACCUCGGCAAUGGCGUCAACAGCGUCCCCAUGAUGCCCCAGAUGGGGCCCAUCCCGAAUAGGGGCCGCGGCGACAUCAGGGAGUCGAUGCGCGCGGUGCAGGGCAGGGCAGACGCCCGCCACAACCGCAACGCGCCUAGCCAAAGCCGCGCAUUAGCAGGGGACUCGUCGCCCGCUCGCGUUCCGAGCCGGGUCUCGGAGGAGUCGGAUGUGGAGGCGAAGCGCAUAGGCUACCAAUUGACGGAUAAAGCAUACCCCGAAACCAGCGCAACGCUUAACGGGCCCCCGUCGGACGACUUCCUAGUCGGCGGGGUGCGCGAGGACGAGGAGCUGAUGCCGCAGAACGAGAAGCCUGAAGUGGCCUUGCCAUCUGCUCCUCCCGUUUCCGAAAAGCCAUCCACGCCAGAAAAGAAGAAGCAGUCAUUCUCGGCGGUACAGCCGUCACCAACACCCAGCAAUAAGGAGUUGACUCUAUUCCUGCAAUACAAGUCCAAGGUCAAGAAAUUCGUGCUGGCAGAAGGGCACAGCGAGCUCUCGAUUGGGCGACUGCAGCUUGCAUUCAUAGACAAGUUCUCAUGGAACACGCAGCACAAUGGCGUGGACCUCCCCGAGAUAUACAUUCAGGAUCCUGUCUCGGGUGUGAGGCACGAGUUGGAGGACCUCGCCGACAUCAAGGACCGGACGGUGCUUGCGCUCAAUGUUGAGCCGCUGGACGAGGUCAAGCGGCACAUAGACGAGGGGCUCGGCUCCCUCAAGCAAAUGGUCCGUGAGGUCAAGCAGAACGUAGACGACCACUCAACCGCGCUUGCCCGGGUGUCGGACCGACAGCAGGAGGCAGCCAAGGAGAUAGCGCGGAUUGCUAGCGCGCCACUACAGGCACCCAUGACCCCGCCAGCCGACCACUCGCCACGGUCGUCGGCAACGACAGCUGCGGCUGUGCCGCGCGGCAAGGCCAACUCGAGCCAGCUGACGGAGCUGCGCAACCUGCGUCGCGACCUGGCCGUGAUUCGGCAAACAUACUCGACUUUCCAGUCGGACAUGGAGGGCUCUAUGGCAACGCUGCGGGCCAAAGCUAACAACGUCAAGGUCGCAGCAGCCAAGGCAUCGGUGCCAGACACGGAGGGCGGCGGCGGACAGGCGUAUGUGAUCAAGGGGCGCAAGCAGCUCAGCACCGACUCGGACCGGUUGGUGGGCAAGGUGGACGACCUCCAGGACAUGGUGGAGGACUUGCGCAAGGACGUUGUGCACCGGGGUGUGCGGCCGCUGCCGAGACAGCUGGAGACGGUGGGCCGGGACAUCCAGGGACUAACGCAGGAGCUGCGCAAGAUGGCCGAGUACAUGAAGCGCGAGAAGCCACUCUGGACCAAGAUCUGGGAGAAGGAGCUCGAGGACGUGUGCCAAGGCCGCGAGGAGCUGCGCAUCAUGGAGGACCUGGUGAUAGAUCUUCAGGACGACCUCGAGAAGGCGUCAGAGACGUUUGGGCUUGUGGAGCAGGCCACAAAGGAGCAGAUGAAGGACAGCGGAGCCGACGCCACGGCAGGCCCGCCGGUUCCGGGCGUAAACCUCCUCUCGAGGCAGUUCUCGCGAGGGCUGGAGAACAUUGUCAGCAACACGGCCGUGGACCCGAGCACGGCAAAGGAGGGGGUCCUGGGCGAGGUGCGGGCGCUGCGGCCAAACCACGAGAACCGGCUCGAGGCCAUCGAGCGGGCCGAGAAGAUGCGGCAGCGCGAGCUCGAGUCGCGCAAGGGCAACCCUCUCACCGAAGAGCUCACCGAGUUCGUGGGCGAGGGCAAGCUCAAGAAGUCGGGCGGCUUCGAGGAGGUGGAGCGGGCGCGCAAGGCCCGCGACGACCGCAUCCGGCGCGAGGUCUGGGAGCGUCAGAACGGCAUCAUACCCGAGGACCCCGUCGGCGAGGAGGCAGCGGAUGCGGGCGACGGCGAAGACGAUAGGCUCAACGGUAUGGAGGGCGGCGAGGGUGCUGCAGUAAAUCCUGCGCCUGGCGCGGCUUAA
Molecule: messenger RNA, 3114 nt
Organism: Gaeumannomyces tritici R3-111a-1
Lineage: Eukaryota; Fungi; Ascomycota; Sordariomycetes; Magnaporthales; Magnaporthaceae
Product: bud site selection protein 6
Exons: 2
Coding region: 1-3114 (1037 amino acids)
Biological process (GO): establishment of cell polarity
Cellular component (GO): cytoplasm; cell tip
Molecular function (GO): cytoskeletal regulatory protein binding
Source: RefSeq, a predicted model, not a curated record